Molecule: messenger RNA, 480 nt
Organism: Bombyx mori (domestic silkworm)
Lineage: Eukaryota; Metazoa; Arthropoda; Insecta; Lepidoptera; Bombycidae
Product: INO80 complex subunit C
Exons: 2
Coding region: 47-394 (115 amino acids)
Biological process (GO): chromatin remodeling
Cellular component (GO): Ino80 complex
Source: RefSeq, a predicted model, not a curated record
CAUCUCGAAUAUAUUAAGUGUAUAAUCUAUGCUAUAAAUUGUAAACAUGUCUAAUGAAUUAGAGAAAUAUUAUUGUUUCAAGAGAGAAAACAAAUUCAUUGUAAAAAGUGGAUCUAAAAAACGUAUGUGGAGAUCUUUAAAACAAAUCUUAACAGCCGAUCGAGCAUUACCAUGGCCAAAUGAAGCAGUUUUAUAUUAUUCAAUAAAUGCUCCGCCAACAUUCAAACCUAUUAAAAAAUAUUCAGACAUAUCAGGAUUACCAGCACCAUAUAUGGAUAGACACUCAAAACUUUAUUUUUCUAAUGCUGAAGAAUUUGCAACAGUCAGGAACCUUCCAAUGGACAUAACAGCAGGAUAUUUACAACUCAGAGGAGCAAACACUAUCGUGGGAUAAGAUGCAUGAUUCUAUAUGCAGUUAAUACCUAUUUGUUAAAGAAGCAUAUUGAUUACCAUAAUUAAAUAAAGGAAGUAAUAGCUUUA